Molecule: messenger RNA, 6288 nt
Organism: Austrofundulus limnaeus
Lineage: Eukaryota; Metazoa; Chordata; Actinopteri; Cyprinodontiformes; Rivulidae
Product: transient receptor potential cation channel subfamily M member 5
Biological process (GO): calcium ion transmembrane transport
Cellular component (GO): plasma membrane
Molecular function (GO): calcium-activated cation channel activity; ligand-gated calcium channel activity
Source: RefSeq, a predicted model, not a curated record
GGGCCUGGAUUUUGACGGGGGGUCUCAGAGAGGGCAUUUCCCGCUGUGUGGGUGAGGCUGUACGAGACCAUGGCACAGCAGCUACAGCUUUGUCCCAGAAAAAAGUCAUAGCUGUUGGAGUGGCACCCUGGGGUAUGGUCCACAACAGACAGCAGCUGGUUAACGCUCAGGGGAGUUUUCCUGCUCGUUACUAUGCCCAGAACUCAUCACAUGACUCAUGCUGCUUGGACAACAACUAUCAAGCUUUCCUCCUGGUGGACAAUGGAAGUGUUGGUCAGCGGGAGGGGGAGACAGCUUUUCGUUCUAAUCUGGAGGACUACAUUUCCCGUCAGCGCACAGGCAUUUGGGAUAGUGGCCGUGAAAUCCCAGUCCUUUGCAUGCUCAUCUCAGGAGAUGCCCACAUGCUGGAGAGAUUAGACAUGUCUUUGAAGAGAUCRAUACCCUGGCUGGUUCUUGCUGGUUCUGGUCCAGCUGCUGAUUUCAUCAGUGACCUGCUGGACAAUCUGUCAGCUGGGGGGCUCUGUCACACCUCUUCAGCAGCAGAGGGGGAGGCCACGGAGGGUUUCAACCCCGAGUUCUGUGACAAGGUCCGAGAGAAGGUCCGAAGAUACUUCCCAAAUGAAWCUAAGUUGGAGAAACUGAUGGACAGUGCUUUGAGUAUUUGUCAGAACAGGGAGCUGAUUACUGUUUUCAAUGGCGAACAGGAGGGWUCUGAGGAUUUUGACAUGGUUCUCCUGAAAGCCCUCGUAAGAGCUGGUAAACAUGAGACCAACGAAGCCAGUGAGUUUCUUGAUGAAUUAAACCUGGCCGUGGCCUGGAACCGAGUGGACAUUGCUAAAUCUGAACUUUUCAAYGGAGACAUACAUUGGAGAUACAAGGACCUUGAGGAGUCCAUGACUGAUGCUCUGAUUAAUAACAAGCCCCAGUUUGUGCGUCUCUUUUGUGAAAAUGGUCUCAAUAUUCUGGAUUAUUUGACCUAUGGGCGCCUGGAGAGCUUGUACAGCUCGCUGUCAGAUAGCUCUUUGGCUUACAUCCUUCUUCAGAGACAUCUGAGUGAAAGGCAUGGUGUGGCAGGGUCCCAGUCCUCUGUGAAUGGGUCCACAGUGCAUGUGAAGAAUUCUCAGGGUGUACCAAGUAAACCUGUUUCAAUGAAAGGCCUCAGCCUGUAUGAGAAAGUGACAACGUUGCUGCAGGGAGAAUGUAUGUACCGGGACCAACCCUGCAGCAGACCCUGGGCAGCCCUCUUCAUCUGGGCUGUCUUACAGAACCGCAAGGAGAUGGCUAUUUACUUCUGGGAGAUGGCAGGGGAAUCUGUACUGAGUGCUCUUGCUGGCUGUAAGAUAUUAAGAGAGCUUUCGAAGCAUGAGAAUGAUACUGAGAGCAAGCUGUCAAUGAAAGAACUGGCCCAGAAGUUUGAAAACCUGGCACAUGAUGUGUUCAGUGUGUGUUACCGGAGCAGUGAGAGUCGCUCCUUCACCCUCCUCAUUAGGAAGUCUUCUGUUUGGGGUGGAGCUACAUGUUUGCAGAUGGCCAUAGAAGCUGACGCCCGCCUCUUCUUCAGCCAUGACGGAGUUCAGUUUCUGCUGACUCAGAUCUGGUGGGGUGAUAUGGCGAGGAGUACAGAUGUCUGGAAGCUGAUUCUCACCUUCUUCAUACCCCCUCUCAUCUACACAAACCUUAUCCAUUUCAGGGAACCAGAGCAGGUAAAUCCUUUGGCAAUCCACAACAGCAAAAACGAUGACAAUGACAAUGAUAGCRUCAACGGAAAUGAUGCUACGGCCUUCUCACUCUCUGAAAUACCAAAUGAGGAAGAUCUAGAAGAAUUAAGAUCGCUGAAGGAAAACGUACGGGCUCCAUUACCAAAAAAAUCUAAGAGACCCUUUAUUGUGUCAAGAUGGAGACAGUUCUGGUAUGCACCUGUCACCUCGUUCCUGGGGAAUGUACUGAUGUACUUCCUCUUCCUUUGCCUGUUUGCCUACGUUCUGUUGGUGGACUUCAAGCCCCCGCCUCCUGACGGCCCAUCCUGGCUGGAAGCUGUGCUUUACUUUUGGGUUUUCACCUUAGUAUGUGAAGAGAUUCGACAGUCACAGACCUUCUUUGUGAGCAGCUCAUUUGUACUACAAGGAAUGAAAAACUACAUUGAAGAUGUCUGGAACAAAUGUGAUCUCACGGCUAUUCUUCUCUUCCUUUUGGCUCUAUGCUGCAGAAUGUUUCCCUGGUCAUAUCAGUUUGGGCGAGCGGUUAUGGCCAUUGAUUACAUGGUCUUCACUCUACGUCUUAUCCACAUCUUUGCUGUCCACAAACAGCUUGGACCCAAAAUCAUCAUAGUUGGAAAAAUGAUGAAAGAUGUCUUCUUCUUUCUUUUCUUCCUUGGUAUUUGGCUUCUGGCUUAUGGAGUUGCCAAUCAAACACUUCUUUUCUCCUACGAUCCUCGACCUAAUUGGAUAUUCCGCAGAGUUUUCUACAGACCCUUUCUACACAUUUUUGGACAAAUACCYAUUGAUGAAAUGGAUUCUACACCUUCUCCAAAGUACAAGGUCAGAGUGACACCUACUGGAAGUUUCAGCGCUACAACCUGAUUGUGGAGUACCACUCCAGGCCCUGCUUGGCACCACCCUUCAUCAUCUUCUCCCACAUCCAUAUUUUCAUCAAGAGACACAUCCGCCGCAUUCCUUCUGUUAAAAGUCGGCACUUUGUYCUGAAGCUGCGAGGCAGAGACGCUAGCUGGAUUGACACAUGGGAGGCCAUCCAGAAAGAAAACCUCCUCUCAGCUCAUAAUAAACGGCAGAGGGAGAGCGAUUCGGCACGACUUCAACGUACAUCUGUUAAGGUGGACAGUGUUCUGAAGCAGAUGGCAGARAUCCGAGACCACGAGAGAAGGUUGCAGCUGCUAGAAACACAGCUGGACUUCUGCUGCAGCGCCCUCUCCUGGAUGACUGAAGCUCUGUCUCAGAGUAACCUGGUUCAAACCAAGAAGCCGGCUCCAUCACUCAAAGAAACUACUGCAGUGUCUCCAAGCUGACUCACUAUAUUUGAAGAUGAAGUUCACCACCACUGAGAGUGACUUCAACCUUGGACAUUUUUAACCUGCAGAUCUCAACUGACAAUAAUUACCAUUUAAAUUACCCUAAACCAUGUCCAUUUUCACAUCUAAAACUAGCGUAGUUUUUGAAGAAAACAACUUUUCUUAAAAAUAUUGUUAAAAUUUUGUCUCUCGUCAUGAAAAGAGAUGAGACAUGUCUUUACAUCCCUAGAGAAAAAUUAAGCUGGUCGAUAUGUGCAUUUGUUUAUAUACAUAUUUUACAUCUUGUCGUCAUUUAUUUUGUUUUGCACUAUAUAUUGUUUAGGGUGAAUUAUUUUAUUUUAUUUUUACAUUUAUUCUUAUGCCAUGCAUUACUGCUGCACUCAGCCUGCCACACCUACCCUCACCUGUUCCCACUCAGCAAUCAACCUGGGUCUGUCUGCCAUAUUGUGGGUGUCCCAGUGUCUCCUCAUGGCUCCUUGUGCUGCUUUGGAUUGUGUGUGCUUGUUUUGACUGCCUCAUCGGUCCAACUAUUGUGAAAUGCACCAAAGCUCCGGAGGGUGUGGCUGAGUGGUUAGACCAAUGCUGUCUCACUCUGAACAUGAACAAAAUGAAAAGUGUGUUUGUCUCUAAAACUAAACUACACACUUCAAAURCAAAUAUUUACAUUAAGGAGUAAUUAAUACUAUAUGACUGAAUUUAAAUAACUUGGAGUUUUAUUGGAUCUAAAUCUUAAUUACAUUCUUAAAAAAAUUGUAAAAAAAAAACAACACAUUUGUUUUCUGUUAGCAUCAAGGAAACACAUCUUGGGUUGUUUUCCACACCUUAUGUGUUGUUAAAUGUGUCAAAUUGAACACAAAAGUGCUGGGUUGGGACUCAUUUUGUGUUGAUGCUGGCACAUCUGUUUUAAGAGUGUACAAGAAAUGCAUCAAAAAAUGUCACAAACUGUUAAAUAUAUCUGUCACGUUUUAGCGUAUCAAACCCACCGUGUCAAUGGAACCAUCCAAAAUACGAAUGCAUGCAGUCAUUUUUUGUACACAUUUUAUACUUUCUUACAUGUUGGGGACAAGCCAACAGUAAAACAUUUAGAAUCUUUAUACAAACAGGCCCUUUAAUUCAUUGACACAAAGACCUGUCAACAUCACCGCUGUGAGAUUAUGUAGAAACUAAAGAUUCAUACAUUUAAGAAUUUUGGAAUAUUCUUUAUCUCAUUCUUUCAUAUGUAAAUAUAAAUAUACAUUCACACAUGUAUGUAUGGAGAGAGAGCGUGUAAAAUUUCAAAUAAUUUAGGACCAAAUAUCUAUCUAUUAAAAACCAAUAUCUAUGCAAAACUGUAGAACUCAUCRAGCAGCUUUUUCUGUUAAAGCCAUCGCUCAAUAAAAUGCUGCUCCUGAUCCAGUAAAUACGGCAGCAGAAUGGGGCCAUUUUCCGCUUGUAAUUAUUUUCCAUGGUUGUCUUGUUACGUCGUUAUCCUGAAAUAACGUAGGGUGUUUUCUUGAGAUAACGAGUUAUGGUUUUCUUGUGCAUCAUUCAGUAAUCAUGGAGACGGCCCGAUCCCCUCAGCUGGUGACCGACAAAGUUGAUUAUAUCAUCAAGAUCACUGUGUAAACACCUGCUGAUCUCCAGUCGGGCCAGCUGUCUCCUUAAAUGACGAUGGUUGAUAUGAAAGUUAUCUGUAGACAAAGAAAUCACAAUUUCUGCCUGUUUAAUACAAAAAAUGACACAAAAUUAUGAACAAAUAAUAAGGCUGCAUUCAGGGCAAAGUCACCCUUGCAAAAGAGAUCUACGAUCUCAAUGGUAUUUGCCUGGUUAUGGUGAAUGAAUGAAUGAAUGAAUGAAUGAAUGAAUGAAUGAAUGAAUGAAUGAAUGAAUGAAUGAAUGAAAGGGGGACCAGGCCAUCUCCAUGGUUACUGAAUGAGACACGAGGAAAACCAUCUGGAAAUUACCUUGUCAUCUCGGGAAAAUGGUCAUCGUUAUCUCAUGAUAACGACACAAUUAACUCGUCAUCACGACAUAAAGAAAUAUGUCGUCAUCUCAAGAAAACCAUGGGGGAAAAUUACUUGCGGAAAAUGGCCGCUCUCGGCUUCCGUAGGUAAAAACCUGCACUUCUUUCUUUAGUUUAAAAAUAUAAUAUAAAGAAUUAUCCCACAUCUGCUCAAUACUUCAAUCACUACAUUUUAUUAGGUAAUCAACAACUUCAGUUACUCUUAACAAUGGGGUUGGGYGUGUUUUUAAUUAAUUUGUGAAAUAUUUGUUUUUAUUGGUUUAAUUGAGGUGGGAUGUUUUUAUUUUUACUGAUGGAGUUAUUUAUUGUUUAGGGGGACUACAGUUGAAAAUUAGCCCAAGGAUAAAUCUGGGGCAACAUAUUAAAUGUUUCAAUAGUUGGUAUUGUACACUGUCUUUAUUAGAUCAAGUUAAAUGAGCAAAAAUGUGUUUUCCUUGUUCAUCUCUAUUUUCUUUACUAACUUUAUUUCCACAUGUUUCAGACAUUUUAAAACAGAAUGUUCACUUCCUUUAAGACAGACACAUAAACAUGAUGUUUAUGUAAUGGAACUUUGUCAUCUAAAGUAUACUCMAAACCUGAAUUUGAUUUUGAAAUUGAUUCUUGAAUCUGAACUGGUUCUUGGUUGUUCUUCUCAAAAAAAAAAAUCUCCUGAAUUUUUUGUCUAAAAACAAUAAGGUAGCAUGACUUGGGUGUGUAAAAUUUCAUCUAAAUGAACCACCAGACUUCUAAGACAAUGUCUCUUGAACAGAYAUGGCCUAAGUAGAGAUGUUUACCCAUUGUGCACAGCUCCAUGUAAAGCAUUUCAACACAAACACCUCCUCCCAGCUGUCAACACGGUGGUGAAGGGCUGAUGGUUUGGGCUCUUUGCAGUAACUGAGUGGUCCAUGAACUCCUCUGUAAAUCAAAGUGUUCUAGAGUCAAAUGGAAGUCCAUCUGUCUGACAUUUGAAGUUUGGACCAAACAUGGGUCCAACAGACCAAAGAACCCAAACACAACAGCUGAUCCACAACAGAACGGGUCACAAAGAAAAGAAUCAAUGCRCUUCACUGGUCCAGUCAGAGUCCAGAGAACUGAAGAAAAUUUUCAUUAUAAUAACCACUGAUGGCCUUCAUCUCAGUGCUGAAGUAUCACUCUGUACUGUUUACAUGUAGAAGCCACAGUUUAAGGUCUUGUGUGUACUGUAUACUGAGUCAUUAGUACAGAAAAGUAUACAAAAAUUAAUAUUUUUACAUGAAUAAACAUAUUCUGCAUUUUGUGGAAA